Messenger RNA from Coffea eugenioides, 883 nucleotides. RefSeq lists its product as uncharacterized. Lineage: Eukaryota; Viridiplantae; Streptophyta; Magnoliopsida; Gentianales; Rubiaceae. The record is from RefSeq and is a predicted model, not a curated record. The transcript has 2 exons. Bases 150 to 722 code for a protein of 190 amino acids.
GUUAUCAAGAAAAUGGAUUCCAUGGGCUGUACGCUAUUUAACUUGAGGAGUCUACCAUUAGGAGGAGUCUAUUCCAGUUAGCACUUAGUAGUAUCAUCAAUUCUAGGCUUCUUGUGAGAAUUUACAAAAGGAAAAAAGAAAAAUCUGAGAUGUCAACUCCGUCAAUGGCCAUCGGAGUAGCCAUGUCGGAAUGCCGAUUACUUCUGGAAGAGAUGCUUGAUGGCUUCAGGGCUGCCGAGCAACAUUUCCGCAAUGCCGUUCAUGUCGAGCUGCCAGCAUUUAUCCCGCUAAUGGAUCAAGUCAGUGCUGAAAUUCAGGUUCUGUCGCAGACCGCCCAAGAUGUCAUGCAAAAUUUUGAUAAGAUGAACUACCUCUGUACAACGCAGCAAAAACUGGACAGCAUGAGCAAGGCUGUGGAUUAUGUGGACGGAGUAGUUGCAAAGAUCGAAGAAAAUAUGGAAUUCUACAACGCCGUGAAGGAUUCUUUCCAAAGUAAGAAAGAUAUAUUUGAUAAGUGUUCCGGGGUCGUCAAUGGUGAUCUCCCGUCACCGUCUAUUCUUAACCAGCUUGAUGCUAUUGAUGAAAAAUUGAGCAGUCUGACUGUAUCUUUCCGGGAGGUUGAUCAAGUGUUGAAUCCAAUCCGAGGGAGUAAUCUUGAUGAUGAUGAUGGUCAGGCGGCUGCAGGUCAUGAUAAUGUGGUCCUGAUGACUGGUGGCCAUUAGAAGAGAGCCUCCGUCGGUGUUGACCCUACGAGUUGUGAUCGUACAAGUCAGUGGGUGAUUUUUUUUGGGUGAUUAUUUUAGUGUUUAAUUUUGUCUCUCCUUCCUGAUUAUGAUGACCUUGAUCCAUGGUUAGUGACUAGUUCGAGAAAUUGAUAAUCUUA